AUGGGUCGUCGCCAUCGUCGUUCGAAGGUCACGCGAGUAGUGAAUCUCGUUAAGAAGAUCAUAGCAUUCUUCUUUUCACACAUUGGUCUAUGUGCUUUGGUGGUUGGCUACGCCUUACUUGGUGCUGUGAUAUUUCAGGCUGUAGAGGGACCGCACGAAGAGCAGAUACAAUCCUCCGUGACCGCAGCUCGGAGUCGAGCAGUUGAUGUCGUUUGGAAUGCUACAUUCCGAGUCAAUCGACUCAAUCAAGAGCAGUGGAAAUCAUCUGUUUAUAAAGAAGUCAAAAAAUUCCAAAAGGUAUGUAUGCAAGCGAUUCGCAAAGGCUAUGACGGCAAAGAAUUCAAGCAGGCAGCGCAAUGGACAUUUACCGGAGCAUUUUUGUACUCACUCACAGUUAUUACAACAAUAGGUUAUGGAAAUACGGCUGCUAAAACCUACAUUGGCAAAACGUUGACGAUGCUGUAUGCAAUCAUAGGAAUACCGCUAAUGCUGCUUUUCCUUACAAAUAUUGGUGACGUACUAGCAAAGAUAUUCAGAUUCUUAUACGCUCAAUCGAUUCGCUUGAAGUAUCGCCUAAUUCUCUGGCACAAGAAAAGAAAGGCUGCAAAGAUUCGUCGAGCGAACUCUCUCGUCUCCCGGCUCACUAGAGCUCAUCGUGUGAAAGCCGACUCUUCUCUUGACUCAUUUGCUGUUGGAGGUCCCGAUGUCGAAGAUUUGCUCACUGCUCGCGUUGAAAUGGAACAGCUGGAAGUUCGUGAGACGGCGCAAGCUCAGCUCGAAAAAAUCAGUGUGCCACUAUCAUUAGUGGUUCUCACUAUGUUCGCUUACUUGAUAGCAGGUACGAUUUUGUUCAAGCUUUGGGAAGGGUGGACAUUUUUGGAGAGUUUCUACUUCUGCUACAUCUCACUCACAACCAUAGGAUUUGGUGAUCGCUUCCCGGGAGCUUCAGUCGGGAAUGACAAAGAUGCGCAAGAAAAGUUGGUCAUAACCUCUGUGUACUUGCUAUUUGGUAUGGCAUUGCUUGCUAUGUGCUUCAACCUCGCUCAAGAAGAAGUACAACUGAAAACACGAUGGAUCGCUGAUCAUUUCCGUUCAAAACAGGACGAUGAUGAUGACUAG
Messenger RNA from Cylicocyclus nassatus, 1119 nucleotides. Lineage: Eukaryota; Metazoa; Nematoda; Chromadorea; Rhabditida; Strongylidae. The record is from the annotation of a GenBank genome assembly.